CGGAGUAAUAUUAUGUAGUAUUAUGUUCACGUUAAAAGGUAAAAAAAAAGAUACGACAGUGAAACGUUCUAGUUAAUAAAUCGACCCUGCCUGUUUAAAUACAUUUAAACGCUCGACGGCCUUGAUCGUAAAUGUUUAGGGUAUGAAGCGUAUAGCAGUAAUUGGAGCCGGGUGCAGUGGUCUCACGGCAAUUAAAUGCUGUCUGGACGAGGGACUUGAACCUGUUUGUUUUGAGAGGGGUAACUAUAUAAGUGGAUUAUGGCAUUACACAGAAGAUGUGGAGGAAGGUCAGGCAUGUGUGAUGAAAUCUACUGUGAUUAAUACAUCAAAGGAGAUGAUGUGUUACAGUGAUUUUCCUAUCCCGGCAGAGUUUCCGAUCUACAUGCACAAUAAGUAUGUCGAUAGAUAUUUCCAUAUGUACGCGGACAAGUUCGGACUGAGAAAGUACAUAAACUUAAACACCGAGGUUGUAACGAUUAAACCGACCAGUAAAUUUGAUACUGAUGGCACAUGGGAAGUUGUAACCAGGCAAAAUGAAACCAGACAUGUUGAGACACAUACAUUUGACGGAGUGCUUGUAUGCACUGGUCAUCAUGCUAACAAAAACGUACCAGAUUUCCCUGGGUUAGAUAAAUUCAAAGGCACCGUAACGCACACGCAUGAUUACAAAGAUUAUCAUGGUUACGAAGACAAGAGAGUUUUGAUCAUUGGUAUUGGAAACUCUGGUGGUGAUGUAGCCACAGAGCUUAGUCGUAUAUCUUCUCAGGUAUAUUUGAGUACACGAUCUGGUGCCUGGCUUUUCAGUCGAGUAGAGCAUAAAGGGGAUCCAGGAGAUAUGACUCGUAAUAGGCGAUAUAGAAUUGAAGUGUUAAGAAAGUUUCCAUCCCUUGCAUUAUCCAUUACUAUGAAUCGACUGAACAGUAAAAUAGAUCAUAAGAAGUACGGUCUACAGCCAAAAUUCGGUCCUAUGUCCGCGCACCCAACAGUGAACGAUGAACUCCCAAACAGAAUUAUAGCGGGAGGCGUGAUCAUCAAAGAUAAUGUAAAAGAGUUUGCAGAGACUGGCGCAGUAUUUGUUGAUGGCACAAAAGUCGAUAACAUCGAUGCAGUGGUAUUGGCGACAGGGUAUAUAUUCGGUUUUCCAUUCAUUGAUGAAAAGGCGUUGACAGUAGAAGAUAACAAAGUAAAUCUGUAUAAGUUCAUGUUUCCACCUUCUGUCGGAAAGCAAACACUUGCAAUAAUUGGGUGUUUCCAACCGCUAGGUGCGAUAAUGCCUAUAUGUGAAUUGCAGUGCCGACUCGCUUCACGCGUUUUCAAGGGCUUGGUUAAGUUACCAGAUAAGGCUAAAAUGUGGAUAGACAUAAGGGAUAAACGCAGGGCAAUGGAAAGAAGGUACAAGGACUCAAAGCGGCAUACCAUACAAGUCGAUUAUAUACCGUAUUCAGACGAGCUUGCGACUAUGAUAGGCUGUAAACCAAAUUUAAAGCAAAUGUUUUUGAAAGACCCAAAACUUGCUAUCAAGUGUUUUUUCGGACCAUGCACUCCAUAUCAAUUUCGUCUAACUGGACCAGGUGCAUGGCAAGGUGCUAGAGAAGCAAUAUUAACACAGUGGGACAGGACAUAUAAACCCUUGAAAACGAGGCAGUGUGGUGGACAGGAACCUAACAACAGUGUUGGUGUUUAUCCUAUAGCGAUAAUCAUCAUUGUGGCUAUACUGCUCUACUUUCUUUUAUGAACACUAAUCAAUACAUCAGCUUAUUCUGACAAAUUGGAAGAUAACACUGAAACCAAUCGUAACUGAUCGGUCCUUCUCGUCAAAUUUCAGAUUCUGUGUACGAAAAGCAGUAAUUGUAGUUCAUUGCUUAUUUCCAACUAAAGUUUCCAUCAGAAUAUUUCUAUUAUAACGUGCAAUAUAAGGGCGUUGGCCUAGUAUUUGCUUUUUUAUUUAAUGCAUGUUUCCGGUAAAAUAGGUGCUGCAUUUCAACCUAUGUACAUUUAUAGUUCAUGUAUAUACAUCAGCAGUUUUGAUAAACGCACUAGCCCAGGGGAACACAGAUUUUUAAGACGUACAAGCUUAAUUUGUUUCGAGUAAAAAUUUUGUGGACGAUAAGGUUGUUACUCAUCGCAUUUUUUAUGUACAUGUAUAAAAUUGGAGAACAUUUCUUUU
This is a messenger RNA of Ruditapes philippinarum (Manila clam), 2167 nucleotides long. Its product is annotated as flavin-containing monooxygenase 5-like. Bases 143 to 1735 code for a protein of 530 amino acids. Gene Ontology annotation, molecular function: flavin adenine dinucleotide binding; N,N-dimethylaniline monooxygenase activity; NADP binding. The record is from RefSeq and is a predicted model, not a curated record. The transcript is spliced from 5 exons. Lineage: Eukaryota; Metazoa; Mollusca; Bivalvia; Venerida; Veneridae.